GUUCUGGAAGUCGGACCUGCUAGAAGUAAAGUUAGUAGUCACGCUCGGGACGCCGAAGGGAGGGGCUGCUAGAAUCUUGGAGGGUCCUGGCCUUAAGGGGAAGGGUCCCCUUAAGAAAGGGGGCUUUUGCUCAUCCGACAAAAAAGAACUCUCCAACUGGGAGGGGGUUCCCUCCGAGAGCCACUGCUUAAGGCGGAGGGCCAAGCGAAUGGAAGCGGACCAGGACAACUGGCUGAGGGAGCAGCUGGCUGGUCGGAGGGGAUCCGAGGAGGACGGCUGGGAGAGAGGGGAGACGGCAACUCCAGAGAACCCGGAGUCCUGGACGUGGGCCGACUCGGUGGAAUGGGACGAGCAACGUCGGUUGAGAAUGGAGCCGACGGGCCAAGAGGCGGUGGGCCCCGAGGAAGGACUGGGGGCGGCGGGCACCGACGAGGGAGGGGAACAGACCAGCCCCGAGGAGGCAGCAGUAGUGGAGCUGUGGAGCUCGGACCGACAGAGCGGCAGCGGCGGGGAAGAGUGGGCCGGCCCCCUACCGGUGCGGCCCGGGGGCAGUGAGAUGGCGGCCCCGGAGGGCGGGGCGAUGGCGAGUCUUGAGGUCCAGGGGUGGAGGGAAGGGCGGGGAAAAAGGGACGGAGCGGGCGGGAGAAAAGGGCAGCAGGAGAGCGAGAGUGGGGAGGCCCUGGGGAAGCCCGAGGGCAAGGCGAGGGAGCCGGGAGAGAGGCGUCCCCGCUGGUUUUGGGAGAGGUACUGGGAGGUGUUCCAGGAGCGCCGCCGGGAGAGGGCGGCGAAGCGGCAGGCAGAGGGCACGGGGCCGGUCAAGGGGCAGUAUCCUUUGGAGAAGAAGCCCGACUGGCUGGAGAUCCCAGGGACGGCGGAGAGACCGGGGGACGAGAUCCUCCCAGAGGAGACGAAGAAAGCCACCUCCACCUCCUCUUCGGAGCACGUUGUCCGUCGGCCCACGAUCACAAUCAAUCACCGCCCAAGAAUUGGCCGCAGGUCGCAGGGUUCUGUCGCUUCAUUUAGUGUCAUUAACGAGCUGGCGAAGAUGGGCGAUCCGGAGGUCCUGGAAAUGGUGCAGGAGGAAGAGGGAAGAAACGUUAGGGAAGCAGACUAUGUUUUUGAAAUGAAUGAGCAGAGCCUGAGCAGCAGAGAGACCAGCUUUCUCAUCAAGGAAGAACCAACGCCUGCAAAGAGAUACAAUUUGUUCCUGAGGCGACGUCUUAUGUUCCAAAAAGACAAACAAAGUAAAGACUCUAUCUUCUUCCGAGAUGGGAUUAGGCAAAUUGAUUUUGUGCUUUCGUAUGUUGAUGACAUAAAAAAAGAAGCAGAGUUAAAGGCGGAGAGGAGAAAGGAGUUUGAAGAAAAUCUCAGAAAAACAGGUCUUGAGUUGGAAAUUGAAGACAAAACGAACUCUGAAGAUGGAAGAACUUACUUUGUCAAGAUCCAUGCCCCUUGGGAGGUGUUAGUUACCUAUGCAGAAGUGUUGGGGAUCAAAAUGCCCAUUAAAGAGAGUGAUAUUCCCCGACCUGAGAAAAUACCCUUUAGCUUUUUGCUCGGGCCUCUGAAGCUGGCAAGGAAUGUGAAGCAUCCUCACCCUGAAUAUUUCACUGCCCAAUUCAGCCGACAUCGCCAGGAACUCUUCCUCAUUGAUGACCAGUCAAGCUUCUUUCCGUCCUCAGCAAGAAACAGAAUUGUUUAUUAUAUUCUGUCACGAUGUCCUUUUAGCACAGAAGAUGGGAAGAAAAGGUUUGGGAUUGAAAGACUCCUGAAUUCUAACACUUACUCCUCUGCCUAUCCACUCCAUGAUGGUCAAUAUUGGAAGCCAUCAGAACCUCCUAAUCCUGUCAAUGAAAGGUACAUCCUUUUCCAGAACUGGGCUCGAUUUUCCUAUUUUUACAAGGAGCAACCUUUAGAUUUGAUUAGGAAUUAUUAUGGAGAAAAAAUUGGCAUGUAUUUUGUCUUUCUCGGAUUUUACACAGAAAUGCUAUUCCUUGCAGCUGUAGUUGGCUUGGCUUGUUUUGUUUAUGGCUUAUUGUCGAUGCACAGCACCACAAGCAGCUCGGAGAUCUGUGACCCCAAGAUAGGAGGCCAGAUUAUCAUGUGCCCACUCUGUGAUUCAACAUGUGAUUAUUGGAGACUAAAUUCCACGUGUUUGGCUUCAAAGGUCUCCCAUUUGUUCGAUAAUGAGUCAACAGUGUUCUUUGCAAUAUUCAUGGGAAUUUGGGUCACACUGUUUUUGGAGUUUUGGAAACAGCGUCAAGCCAGACUGGAAUAUGAGUGGGACCUGGUGGACUUUGAAGAGGAACAGCAGCAACUUCAGUUGAGGCCUGAAUUUGAAGCUAUGUGUAAACACAAGAAAAUGAACCCGGUGACCAAGGAGUUGGAACCUUACAUGCCUCUGUACAAUCGGAUUCCGUGGUACUUUUUGUCAGGAGCCACAGUGACGUUAUGGAUGUCUCUUGUCAUUGCGUGCAUGGUAGCUGUGAUUGUGUACCGCCUGUCGGUCUUCGCUACCUUCUCUAGCUUCAUGGAGAGUGACGCAUCCUUAAAACAUGUCAAAAGUUUCCUCACUCCUCAGAUAACCACAUCACUCACUGGAUCCUGCCUGAACUUUAUUGUCAUCUUGAUCUUAAAUUUCUUUUAUGAAAAGAUAUCUGCCUGGAUUACAAAAAUGGAAAUUCCUCGAACUUACCAGGAGUAUGAAAGCAGUCUGACCUUGAAAAUGUUCCUGUUCCAGUUUGUAAAUUUUUACUCAUCCUGCUUCUACGUGGCUUUCUUCAAAGGGAAGUUUGUGGGCUAUCCUGGAAAGUAUACGUAUUUGUUUAAUGUGUGGAGAAGUGAAGAGUGUGACCCUGGAGGCUGUCUAAUAGAAUUGACAACCCAGCUGACCAUAAUAAUGACUGGGAAACAGAUCUUCGGAAACAUCAAAGAAGCCAUUUACCCGUUGGUUCUAAAUUGGUGGAGACGCCGAAAAGCUCGGACCAACUCUGAGAAGCUGUACAGUCGAUGGGAGCAGGACCAUGACCUUGAAACUUUUGGAUCUCUUGGGCUGUUCUAUGAAUACCUAGAAACAGUAAUCCAAUUCGGAUUUGUUACAUUAUUUGUGGCCUCUUUUCCUUUGGCUCCUCUUCUUGCUCUCUUGAAUAAUGUUAUAGAGAUCCGAGUGGAUGCCUGGAAACUCACUACUCAGUACAGGAGACCUGUGGCUGCUAAAGCUCAUAGCAUAGGUGUUUGGCAAGACAUUCUUUAUGGAAUGACUGUUAUUUCUGUUGCAAGUAACGCUUUUAUUGUGGCAUUUACAUCGGACAUCGUUCCUCGUCUAGUUUAUUACUACGCCUAUUCAAAAAAUUCCACUGACCCUUUGAAAGGCUAUAUCAAUAACAGCCUGUCGAUAUUCCUGAUAGAUGACUUACCAAACCACACUGCGCCUUCGGAAAGAAGAGACUUCACCACUUGCAGGUAUAAAGAUUACAGAUAUCCUCCCGAUCAUGAUCUGAAGUACUUUCAUAAUAUGCAAUUCUGGCACGUCCUUGCUGCCAAGAUGACCUUCAUCAUAGUUAUGGAGCAUGUUGUGUUUUUAGUUAAAUUUUUGUUGGCCUGGAUGAUCCCCGAUGUUCCAAAAGAUGUUCUGGAGAGAAUCAAACGAGAAAAGCUAAUGACUAUCAAGAUCCUCCAUGACUUUGAGCUUAAGAAAUUAAAAGAGAACUUGAGAGAUGGUUCUAAUGAAUUUGCCAAGGAAGUCAUGAUUCAGGAAAACAAAGUACAGCUAGCUAAAUCAACAAUCUAGUCAACAAAAUGAGUAAGCAGCUGGUUGCCUGUCUAGCGUCACAUUUUCCCUGGGUUAGGGCCAGAGGCCCGAAGCCAUGUGUCGACUCUACCCCUUUUCCUUGUUCUUUUUUUUAACUCUGUUUUUAUAUAUUUUUAUAGAGGCUAACUCUGGGAGGUCAGAAGAGUCCCACUUGUCUGCUCCAUUGGCUGGGCCCUUCCUAGGUGGUGUUUUCUGGGAUUCCAUAAAUGAUUAUUAAAAGUGCAUGUGGAAUCAGAAUAUGGGAAAUCAUGGAAUGUUGCAGUUUGUAUUAAACACUGGAUUUGGGCUGUCCCGUCACUUUCCAGAGAAUCUGCACAUUUUUAUGAUCUUCUCUUGGGUGGUUUUAUAUCUCUUUCCCAUCAAGAAAAAUGUUGGGACAAAAAGAAAAGAAGAGAAGGGGCCCAAUGAGCCGUAUUUAUCCUGCAAUGUUAGACUAUGCAAAUGAAAAACCAAAGUCAGAUGACAUAAGAAAACUCACAUAUUAAAUAUACUGGGUAAAUAUCAUGGUGAGGGUUUGUUUCUGCAAUUGUCCUGGAUAAGUUAAGUUUCCAUCAGGAUCCCAGAUAGCCCUUCCAGGUAAAUGCAAAAUUGAUUUUUCAAGAGGCUGAACAUUGGGUUUCAACAAAAGACUAACAACUCAGUUCUUUAAAGAUAACAUUUUGGGAAAAAAAUAAUUUCAAGACCGCAUUGUCUUAUCUGGAAAAAACACAUUAAGAAGUUAUUACAUUGCUUCAGGUCUUCAAGUAUAUGAAAGCUAUUAUAUAGCAGUAAAUGUCUCUUCUUAAUAGUUAAGGAAUGUAAGACAAGGCACACUGAUCAUUUAUCGACCUUAAUGUAAAAACUUGUUGAAUUAUUUAAAAAAAUAUUUGUCUUCUACAAUGACUUUUUGCAUCAUGAAGCUUGUGUGAGCAUCAGCUAUUUGUAUAAGUUAGGUGCAAGUUGUUCAUGAAAUGUUAUUUUUUUGUUUAAAGCAAUCUCAAAUCUCUUAAUGCAUUUACAGUCUUUUGUAUUGAUUCGCCCCUUUAUGCAAUGCUCCAUGCCUUGUCCCUGUGCUUUUGACAUGCAAGCAGCUGAUGAUUUGUUGGGAUGUAAUGUCUCAAAUGUGAGCCUGCUUUAGAGAAAUUGUCAGUUUAACAUCAAUUACAGAGUUUAACACCCAAAAUGGAUGAACUAAGAAUGAGGUGAUAGAUUUGAUAGCUAAGUUUAAAAAAAUUGUUGAAUUAUUUCUCUCAGACCAAUAGCACAUAUAUGCUAGUUCUUAUUCUUCUUUCUUGUAAAAAAUUCUUUUUAUAUGUUAUAUAUAUUUUAACAUUAUAGAGUGAGAGAUACAUUUCAAUUAUAUGUUAUUUGAAUCUCUAGUUUUAAAUUACAUUUUGGUUCCAAAAAAUAGUGUUUUUAAUUGUAUAUGAAAGAAGAAACUUCACUGUGGUUUUUUUAAAGUAGUGUUUCAUUAUUUGAUGCUAAUACAUUUUUAUGGAAUUGUCAUUAUUAAGUGUAAGGCAGGCAGUCUUACCUAGUAAUCAAUAUUAAGUGUUUAGAUCUGAGGAUUAGGAAUUUUAUAAGACUAUGAGACAGCGAUCCCAGUAUUAGCAGUAAUGAUUUGGUGUCCAUCAUUUUCAUACAUCUUGUGAACAUUUUUGUGUAAUUUGACAUGAUCUCAUUCUUGGAGCAUGGUUUCACUUGUGGAGAAGGUAAUUUUCUUGCUUGAGAAAACCAGUCAGUGUUAACUGUCGAAGAAGCUGUAGAUAUGUAGUAUGUUUUCAAUGAACCUCUGCAUUGCCACCAUGUUGUACAUUGUGCACAGCUCAUACUGCUUCCUUCUUGGGUGCUAAUAAAAAUAAGAAUGUGGA
Artibeus jamaicensis (Jamaican fruit-eating bat) is the source of this 5658-nucleotide messenger RNA. It is a transcript of the gene ANO5, whose product is annotated as anoctamin 5. Gene Ontology annotation, biological process: chloride transmembrane transport. The transcript is spliced from 22 exons. The coding region runs from base 209 to 3787 and encodes 1192 amino acids. Gene Ontology annotation, molecular function: protein dimerization activity; chloride channel activity. Lineage: Eukaryota; Metazoa; Chordata; Mammalia; Chiroptera; Phyllostomidae. Gene Ontology annotation, cellular component: plasma membrane. The record is from RefSeq and is a predicted model, not a curated record.